CCAGGUUGCGCAUGCGGCUCCGGGACUUUUUCCGACAUCACCCGCCCUCCCUCUCCCCAUCACCCGGGAUCCUGGAAACUACAACUCCCACAAAGGUAUGCGGCUGGGGCGGAGGUAGGGCAACUACGCCCCUUCCCAUUGGCUCAGAGUCCGGGAGUAGUCUAUUGGCUACUGGAGCAGGCAAGAAGGGAAUCACGGGCUCGGAUUGGUGAAGUCUGAAGGCAGGAGUAGUACCGGAAAUAGUGGCGAGGCUGGAGGGGAGACCCACGUGGAGCGUCCGGGCUACCCAGUGCAGUCCUGGAGCUGACCCCAGGCUCGGACCCGAGGCCUGGCGAUCCCUACUGAAAGGGGUGACAUGGAAGACGCUUUCAGCAGCCCAGCAGGGGCCGCGCUGCAGCGGGAGGCUGGGGUUCCGGAACCACUGACGCCCCUCACGGAACUGGGCCGCACUUACGAGCUGGAGCGGGUGCAGGCCUUCGUGCUGGAACACGAAGCCAAGCGGGUGGCCUUGCAGUUCCCCGAUGAACUCCUUGGAGACAGUGUGGCUGUAGCUCGGGCACUGGAGGAGAUGACAGGAGCCAAGAUGUUUGUUCUGGGGGACACAGCCUAUGGCAGCUGCUGUGUGGAUGUGCUGAGGGCUGAGCAGGCUGAAGCCGAUGCCCUGGUCCACUUUGGCCCUGCCUGCUUGAGUCCGCUUUCCUGCCCCCUGCCUGUCAUCUAUGUCCUUGGCCAGCGUCCGGUGGCCCUGGAGCUGUGUGCAGAGGCCUUCAGAGCCCUGCACCCCAACCCUGCAGAGCCUGUGGUGCUGCUGAGUGAGACAGCCUGUGCCCAUGCCCUGGAAGCCUUGGCUGCUCUCCUUCGCCCACGGUAUGAGGACAUCCUGGUCUCCCUCCCAGCUCUGCCCACUACUGCCCCAGGCUGGGACCACCCACCGUUGGAGCGUUUUGGCCGCUUUUUCCCACUGGGCCCUGGUCGUCAGCUGGAGAACUAUGGUGCCUUUUAUGUGGGGGGCUCUGAGAAUGGGGACAAUAGCGGAGCUGAGGUGAGCCCAGACCUGCUCCAGCUGCUCCUGGGCUGGGCCCCCAGCCGCCCCUUCUCAUCUUGCCUGCCAAGCUCUGGACAGGCCCGAGCAGAGGGCCCCCGGGCAGUCCGAGCCAGAGCGCGGAGCCACUAUCUGGUGGAACGGGCACGGGAUGCCCACGUGGUGGGACUGCUGGCAGGUGCUCCAGGAGGGGCAGGGCACUGUGAGGCUCUGGCCUACCUUCGGAAACUGGUGCAGGCCGCUGGCAAGCGGGCCUAUGUCCUGUCGCUGGGCCGGCCCAGCCCUGCCAAGCUGGCCAACUUCCCAGAGGUAGAUGUCUUUGUGCUGCUGGCCUGUCCCUUGAGGGCACUUGACCGAUGCCAGAGUGGUGCCAGCAGAGGGCUCUUCCGGCCGCUGCUCACCCCCUAUGAGCUGGAAGCUGCCUGCAAUCCAGCUCGGGGGCCACUGGGGCUGGGCCCCUACCUGACUCACUAUUCUGACCUGCUGCCAGGCUCCCCCUUCCACGUGCCAAUCCCACCCCCUGACUCUGAGCUAUGGGGUACACCUGAUGUGUCACUCAUCACUGGAGAGCUGCGUGUAUCACAGGCCUCAGCCUCGUCAGACGUCCCCGACGUCCUAGAGGCCUCGGUCCUGAGCCAGCGGUCCCGGCUUGAGCUUGCUGAGAGCAGUCCAGCAGGUAAGCCCAGUGUGUGCCCCUCCCCCAGCCCAGCUCCCCAGAUCCUCUGGGAGCCUUGGUCAGUGAGUGGGAGGUGUCUAGACCCCUGGCUGACCCUCUUCUUUGUCCCCUCCCAGCUUUGUUCCUUGGUUCUCGUACUUGGCGGGGGUUGGAACCUCAGCUAGGCCAGACAGCACCAGUGCGAGCGGUAGCAGGGAGACGAGGCAUCCCCAUUGCCUAUGAGGAUGAGCCUGGCAGCUGAGGAACCCUCAGUGGCAGAUGAGACUCCCAGAAAAGACCUUGGCACUCCUUGAAAGAGCAGAUCCCAAGUGCCAGCGGCCAGUCCCGCUGGAGUAAGCAGGCUCAGGCCGGACUGUCCUCCCUGGCUGACUUCAGAUACCUCUGCCCUCUGAGCCGUUACUGAUGACUGAACACAAGGGGGAGGGGAAGGAACAAGCAUUUAAACAGCACCUACUGUGUGUGAGGCAGUGGGCUGAACACCGUUACCAAUAGCUCCUGGGAUCCUCCUAAUAUCCCUGGGGGGUUAUCCCAGUUUUAUAGAUGAGGAAACUGAGGCAGGCAGAGGUGAAGUGGCUUGCCCAGGGUCACACAGCUCAUAAGUGUCUGAGGCCAGAUAUGGACUCUUGUCUUCCUGACUCCAGACUCAGCGCUCUAUCCACUGUGCCCACCUAGCUAAUAGGGGGUCCAAGAUCAAGGUGACCCCCAAAACCGAACACUGUCCCUUCAGCUGCUGCUGUCUCUGUGUUCUGCCCUCCUGGUGUCUCAGGGGCUCUGUCAGCACACAAAUGGCAUUGAUUAGGCACCUGCUGUAUACAAUAUGUCAGGCCCUGUGCUGAAUGUGUAAAGCAUGGUAAGGCCGGAGUCCCUCCCCCUUUGCCCUCAGUGGGAGAAAUGGACAACAUGGACCGGAGACGGUCUGAGCUGCAGGGGAUUUUGAGGCAUCCAGGCCACCCUGCACCUUAACACCAGGUGUGGAAGAGGGACAUUCCUGCCCCAGUCCCUGAAGCUGCCCAUGUCUUUGAGGGAACCACUGUAUUGGUGAGGGGGAUUCUCGUGCAGGGACAAAAUCAGCCUCUUGUGUGGAGUUGGGGGGAAGGAAGGUCCAGUUGAGUGUAUUAGAUAUUUAAAAAGAAAAGCAACCUGGUAAACUAGGCAAGAGCCCCAUUCUCAGGUUAUCUUUUUCCUGUUCUACCAUGUUCUUGGAAAUGCCCAUUUUAUUCAUCAGGUUCAGAAUAAAAAAUGUUUUCUUUAAAAA
Vombatus ursinus (common wombat) is the source of this 2973-nucleotide messenger RNA. It is a transcript of the gene DPH2, whose product is annotated as DPH2 homolog. Lineage: Eukaryota; Metazoa; Chordata; Mammalia; Diprotodontia; Vombatidae. Gene Ontology annotation, molecular function: 2-(3-amino-3-carboxypropyl)histidine synthase activity. Bases 356 to 1882 code for a protein of 508 amino acids. Gene Ontology annotation, biological process: protein histidyl modification to diphthamide. The record is from RefSeq and is a predicted model, not a curated record. The transcript is spliced from 5 exons.